This is a messenger RNA of Aegilops tauschii subsp. strangulata, 1029 nucleotides long. Lineage: Eukaryota; Viridiplantae; Streptophyta; Magnoliopsida; Poales; Poaceae. The record is from RefSeq and is a predicted model, not a curated record.
AUGGCAGCCUGCGGACGCCACUUCCUCCCCGGCCAUGUCCUCGGCUUCCUCCGUCGCUGCCUCUCAGUCUUACAUCCCUGGCCUUCUCUCUGGCUCCUCCUCGACCCUCUCUGGCGGCUCCCUCCCGGCAUAUCCCUCACCAUCCUCUCUGUCCCUUUGUUCUCCAGCUGCAAACCACCGGCCAUCAUCGCCACCCCACCUGCUUCUCGCUACGGCAAUCUCUUCAACGAUCAUAUCACCAAUCACAUCAAGUUCAAACUUGAUCCUGCCCAGCACAACUAUCACAAGUGGCGUGCCUUCUUCCUCUUCGUCCUCCUCACAUACAAUGCCGCCCACCAUGUUCAGCAGAAGCCGCCGGCCCACCCCAAUGACUUGUGGAACUUCGCCGACAUCCGCAUCGCCCUCUGGAUUUACUCUGUCGUGGCGGACUCCCUCAUCGAUCUGCUUCCUAUGGACGAUGAUACCACCGCCUACCAGCUCUCGUGCCGCAUCCAUGACUAUUUCCUUGCUAGCCGCGCAGUAAAAUACAUGCAGCUCAAGCGGCAGUAUCGGAACCUAAAGCAGGGCGAUCUCCCCAUCACCGGAUACGCACGGUGGAUCGAGGUGCUUGCCGACGGGCUCGUGGACGUCGAACAGCCCGUCUCCGAUGCCGACCUCGCCAUGCAGCUCUUCCAAGGGCUCGACCAGCGCUUCGAGCCGAUCCACAUUGUCCUCGGUGAUACCGUCCCCUUGCUGUCGUUCGAUGUCGUCAUGUCCCGGCUGCUCCUCGCGGAGGACUCCCUCGCUCAACGCACCGCGGACACGAGCGCCUUCGCCUUCUCCAUCACGACCGGCGGCGGCCUUAGCAACGGUGUUGAUCGCGGUGACCGCGGCGACCGCUCUGGUGAUCACGAUGAGCCUCCCGGGCGCAGCUCCGGUAACGGCUCCGACCAUCCUGGAAACGGCUUGGGCUCCCUCGCCACUGGUGCUCGCGAGGGCGGCACUGGAGAUCGCGAUCGUGACCGUGGUCGUGGUUGGUGGUCGCAAUGA